UUCACUUUUUUGUCAGCCAUCUACUUGGCUUUUUGGCAAUAUUCUACAUCAAAUUCGUUUGGUAAUUCUCCUCCGUGUCCGUGGAAUUUGUUGUAAGAUUUAUUUUUGCAAAUUUGUCCAUCUCCAAAGAGAUUUUGAUAAAAUAAAAAGUAAUUGGAAUACAUUCUGAACCAUACAAAACCGAUUGCAAAUAAUUCCGGGCCAAAGUGAGUACAUAUAGAUUGAGGAAAAAUGAUCAAAUUGUUUUCGUUGAAACAACAAAAAAAGGAUGGUGAUCAAACUUCCAAGUCGGGUCCGCAGAAAAAAGCCUCUGCUGCACAAUUGCGUAUACAGAAGGAUAUAAACGAACUAAACCUUCCAAAGACCUGCGCAACUGAUUUUCCCGAUCCAGAUGAUCUUCUCAACUUUAAGCUUAUAAUUUGCCCCGACGAGGGCUUCUACAAAAAUGGACGAUUUGUGUUUAACUUCCGAGUCGGGCCGAACUAUCCUCACGAACCGCCAAAGGUUAAGUGCGCCACCCAAGUUUAUCAUCCGAACAUCGAUUUGGAAGGAAAUGUCUGCUUAAACAUUCUACGUGAAGACUGGAAUCCAGUUUUGACAAUUAAUUCAAUUGUGUACGGGCUACAAUAUUUGUUCCUGGAACCAAAUCCAGAAGAUCCACUGAAUAAAGAAGCAGCCGAUGUCUUGCAAAACAACCGAAGGCUCUUUGAACACAAUGUCUCGAAAGCCAUGCGCGGUAACUUCAUUGGCGAGACAUACUUCGAGUGCUGCCUCAAGUGAUAUAUAAAAUCAAAACUUAAUCUUAGGAACGGCGUCUGUCUAAUUGCACUUAUAUUGGGUGGACGUUUUUAUAUUAAUUUUAUUUACAAUUAAAACCUAGAAACACACACAACAACACACACGGAAAGUAAACGAACGAUUCUCCAUAAAAGAAAUUUAAAUAAAAAAACAAAACCAACAAACAUAAAAGAGCGAGAGGACAUAAACCCUAGUAAAAACAUCUAUCGACAUUUUUUGUAAGCAUAACGGAACUGAGAAGAGAGGAAAUAAUUUAAAAAAUGAUGUACUGCAAAGCAAAAUAUAUAUUUUCUCAAUUCUUAUAAAUAUAUUUAAAAAAAAAUAAAACAUAAAACAAAAUAAAUAUUCAAAUAAAAAUUAUUAAAAAUGUAAAAUUAAAGCUUUUUCUGUUUUAAGUGCCAGUCGCGAUUAAGACGAUUGAGUAGUUUUUCUUUUUGUUUUAUUUUUAAGCAACAAAAUAAGAGCGUGUAAUUUUAUUUAGAAGAAAAAAAAGUUGUCAUUAAAAUUUAUAAUAAUCCAGUGUAAACAAUUUAAUAAUUUAUAUUCCUAAGCUUUUUCUCUCUUAACAUUAAGAAUAUGUCUAGUAAAUUAGUAUAAACAAAAGAAAAACAAAACAGUGUUAAUAAUAGUGAAGAAUAUUUGUUUUUUUUUUAAUUUUUUGGCUGCACACCCAAUUUGUUUAAUUUCUUUUUCUUGCAAAAAUAAAAAAGCAAAACAAUAUUAGGUAUUAUUAAGCUCAAUUGAAGUUAAAAUAAAAUGAAACAUAUUAAUUAAAUAAGAGCAGCAAAGAGCGUAAAAAUGUUAUAAAAUGUAUUUUGUAUUGUUUUUUUUUUUUCGAAAAGCUGCAAUUUACUCAAAAACAUCAGCAAAAAUACCAAUUUUGAAAAAUGAAAAGAAAACAAAAUUAGAAUGUUUACUUGCUGGGAUAAUUUUUAAAGACAAAAAUAAUAAUAAUACGAAACAAAACAACAAAAUUUAAAAUGAUAUUGUACCUCUAUUAAUGAAAUAAUAAUAAAAAUAAAACAAAAUUAAUUAUGCUAAAAGUAGAAGAAAAA
Messenger RNA from Eupeodes corollae, 1853 nucleotides. RefSeq names its product nedd8-conjugating enzyme UbcE2M (gene UbcE2M). NCBI's taxonomy places the organism in Eukaryota, Metazoa, Arthropoda, Insecta, Diptera, Syrphidae. Bases 232 to 780 code for a protein of 182 amino acids. The transcript has 3 exons. The record is from RefSeq and is a predicted model, not a curated record.